This is a messenger RNA of Phoenix dactylifera (date palm), 3473 nucleotides long. The record is from RefSeq and is a predicted model, not a curated record. NCBI's taxonomy places the organism in Eukaryota, Viridiplantae, Streptophyta, Magnoliopsida, Arecales, Arecaceae.
AUAUUCACGGAGAUCAGGAGUUCAGAAGCAAUAUCCCUGCUCUCUCUCUCUCUCUCUCUCUCUCGCCAAGUCCCAACCAACCACGCUGCGUCCAACUCUGUUUCUGGGAUCGCUCUCCCACCACAGAUUUAUAGAUUUUUUUUUUCCUUUUUUGUUGCCUCUGCCCACCUCAUCAGCUUGCUACAGAAAUCUUAAUGCUAUCCAAUUUAAGAGAGAAAAAUCGAGAGAGGGAGCGUUGAGAAAGCAUUCGUAUCGCUCGGAUUUGGUCCAUAAUCUUCAGAAAGAAGAAAGAAAGUAGUUUGACUCAAUUGAAGAAGAUAUGGUGAAUUUGGGGUCAUAUUCUGGAAAGAAGUCCUUGAGUACAGUGACUUUACUCUUCAAACUACCAUAUUAUACCCAGUGGGGGCAGAGCCUGCUCAUUUCUGGCUCUGAAGCAGUGCUAGGAUCUUGGAAUGUGAAGAAGGGUCUGGUUUUAAGUCCAUUUCAUCAAGGCAAUGAACUUAUCUGGUGUGGAAGAAUUGCUGUCCCCAUUGCUUUUACAUGUGAAUACAGUUACUAUUUGGUGGAUGACGACCGGAAUGUUUUGAGAUGGGAGGGAGGGAAGAAGCGAAACUUAAUCCUGCCUGAAGGAAUUCUGGAAGGAGAGGUAGUGGAAAUUCAUGAUCUGUGGCAGAACGCUUCAGAAGCUCUCUUCCUCAGAAGUGCUUUCAAAAAUGUCAUCUUUGGUGGAGAUAAGAACCUGGAAGCAGGAACAUAUUCUGGGUUUCUUCAGACAAACUGGGAACGGAAAGAUUCCAUUGUUGUCCAAUUUGUGAUUAGCUGCCCAUAUUUAGAAGUUGGAUCAUCUGUUUGUGUUACUGGUAGCGUGCUGCAAUUAGGACAGUGGAAGGUUCAAGGUGCACUGGAACUUAUCUAUGCAGGAGGAUCUACAUGGAUAGCAGAUUGUUUAAUGCGAAAAGAUGACUUCCCGAUAAAUUCCACGUACAAGUAUUGCCGAGUUAGCAAAGUGCAAGGUGCUUCUUUGGAAGUUGGCCCUAACAGGGAGCUCGCUGUUGACUUGGCCUCAGAAUCUCCACCAAAUUAUAUUAUAUUAUCUGAUGGUACCUUCCGGGAAACGCCAUGGAGGGGUGCUGGUGUUGCCAUACCAAUGUUCUCCGUUAGGUCCAAUGAUGACCUUGGAGUUGGAGAGUUUCUCGAUCUAAAAUUACUUGUUGAUUUGGCUGUGGAUUCAGGCUUUCAUCUUGUUCAACUCUUGCCAGUAAAUGAUACUUCAGUCCAUGGGAUGUGGUGGGACUCAUAUCCCUACAGCUCUCUCUCUGUAUUUGCAUUGCAUCCCUUGUAUCUGAGAGUACAAGCACUUUCAGAAAACAUUCCAGAAGAGAUAAAGCAAGAGAUCUCAAGGGAAAAAGAGAAGCUGAAUCAAAAGAAUGUUGAUUAUGAGGCUACAAUGGCUGCUAAAUUAUCUAUUGCAAAAAAAGUAUUCAAUCUGGAAAAAGAUAAAAUUCUUGAUUCCAGCUCCUUCAAGAAAUUCUUCUCUGAGAAUGAGGAAUGGCUGAAACCCUAUGCAGCAUUUUGUUUUUUGAGGGACUUCUUUGAGACAUCAGAUCAUACCCAAUGGGGUCGAUUUUCUCAUAUUUCCAAAGAAAAGCUUGAGAAACUUGUUUCAAAGGACAGUUUACACUAUGAUGUUAUAAGCUUUCAGUACUAUGUUCAGUUUCAUCUGCAUUUACAAUUAUCUGAAGCAGCAGCCUAUGCAAGGAAGAAGAAAGUAGUCUUGAAAGGAGAUUUACCAAUAGGUGUGGACAGGAAUAGUGUGGAUACUUGGGUAUAUCCUAAUUUAUUUCGUAUGAACACAUCUACUGGAGCACCUCCAGAUUAUUUUGACAAAAAUGGACAAAAUUGGGGUUUUCCCACAUACAAUUGGGAGGAAAUGUCAAAAGAUAACUAUGCAUGGUGGCGAGCACGAUUGUCACAGAUGGCAAAAUAUUUCACGGCCUAUAGAAUAGAUCAUAUCUUGGGUUUCUUUAGAAUAUGGGAGCUUCCUGAUCAUGCUGUUACUGGUUUAGUUGGAAAAUUCCGUCCAUCCAUUGCUUUGAGCCAGGAGGAGCUUGAGAGGGAAGGCAUUUGGGAUUUCAAUCGCUUGAGCCGUCCAUAUAUCCGGCAAGGAAUUUUACAGGAUAAAUUUGGAUCCUUUUGGACUGUUAUUGCUGCAAACUUUUUGAAUGAAUAUCAAAAGCUCUGCUAUGAGUUCAAGGAAGACUGCAAUACAGAGAAGAAAAUUAUUGCCAAGCUUAAAUACAGUCCUGAGAAGUCAUUGUGGUUGGAUAAAGAAGACAAGAUACAGAAAGACCUUUUUGAUCUUCUACAGAAUAUAGUUCUUAUUAGAGAUCCUGAUGACUCGAGAAAAUUUUAUCCUCGUUUCAAUCUUGAAGAUACGUCCAGUUUUAAAGAUUUAGAUGAACACAGUAAAAAUGUUCUCAAAAGAUUGUACUAUGAUUACUAUUUCUGCCGGCAAGAAACUCUUUGGCGUCAAAAUGCACUGAAGACUCUGCCUGUCCUAUUGAACUCAUCAGAUAUGUUGGCUUGUGGAGAGGAUCUUGGCCUUAUUCCUUCCUGUGUUCAUCCAGUCAUGCAGGAACUAGGGUUAAUAGGUUUACGUAUUCAGAGAAUGCCAAGUGAGCCAGACCUAGAAUUUGGUAUUCCAUCUCAGUAUAGCUACAUGACGGUAUGUGCUCCAUCAUGCCAUGACUGCUCCACUUUGCGUGCUUGGUGGGAAGAAGAUGAAGAGAGAAGAUGCCGUUAUUACAAGACUGUGGUUGGAUGCAAUGAUGUGCCCCCUUCUUGUUGCACCCCAGAAGUAGCAUACUUCAUCAUUCAGCAGCACUUUCAAGCUCCAUCAAUGUGGGCAAUCUUCCCACUUCAGGACUUGCUGGCAAUGAAAGAGGAAUACACAACUAGACCAGCAGUAGAGGAAACAAUCAACGACCCCACAAACCCAAAGCAUUAUUGGCAAUACCGUGUACAUGUGACAUUAGAGUCCUUGUUGGGUGACGAGGAUCUAAAGACAACCAUAAAAGAUAUUGUGAGAAGUAGUGGGAGAUCAUUUCCUGUGACUGUAGGGUCUGACAUGCAAGAGAACGAAAACAAUAUUGCAUGCUCGGUGAAGAAGCAAAUUAAAAAUGAGCAGGAAAAGAUUUCUAUGGUCCAUUUAAAUGAUAAUGCAUAGAACAGAAGCCUGUGAUUCUAUGCCGUCCUGCUUCCUUCUCUUUUCUAAGCUAUAAUGUAGAAUGUUCAUAUAAAGUAGUCAGUACAAGCCAAAUGCUUUAUCUUUUAGAUGAUCCAGAUGGCCCUAAUUCUGGCAUACAUUUUUAUAGAAUUAAUGCAGUAUGCACCAGAUAAAUAAUUUGAAUUUGUCUCAUCAAACAUCUACAAUGAAUAUCUCCCUGUCAAUUUUUUAAUUCUCUUUUGUUUCA